GGGAAGCGAACCGAACCGAACCGAUCCGAACCGAACCGAACCGCGAUGAACUCGCUGUCCAUCUGCGGCGGAUUUGAGGGGUUAACUAGAGCUGUUCCUCGCCUGUAACUUCCCCAACCCUAAAGCCACAGAGACACAGAGAUCAAUGGCGGGCGAGAACAAGCCCAAAUCCAAUUCCAACGACAACAACUACAGUAAGGGGAAGAAGAGGAAGUAUCUUCCGCAUGGGAAACCGGUGAAGAAGGGAUUGCAUCCGCUGCGUCCCGGCGUACAGGGGGUUUUCCUUACUUGCGAUGGAGGGAGGGAGCGCCAGGCGACCAAUGAAGCGCUUAAUCUCCUAGAAACCUACUAUGAAGAGCUAGUGCAUGGGAAAAAGUCAGUUGUUAAAUGUGGUGCUGUUCCUAGUAAACCAUUGAAUAAAAUAAUUAAAUUCAGGGAUUCUGAUUCUUCUAGUGAUGAAGAUGAGGAUAGUCCUCAUGUAGAUGAGUCAGAUGCUUCCCUACGAGAUCAUGGGGACCUACAAACAAAGAAGGUGAAAGAAGAUGCCUCUCCUAGUCAUGAAAAGGAACCAGAAAUGCAGAAACCUGCAGAAGAAAGUGAGGACUUACCGUCAAAGAAACAACGUGUCAAUACAUGUGCAGCUAAAAUGGAAAAUGUAGAAAGUACUAAAACUGAUGAUAAACCUAUUGAUGAGUUAAUUGAAGAUGAACUCAGAGAGCUAGGAGACAGGAACAAGGUUGGUUUCCAUUGUGAAUAGUGCAUUUAUCUCUGC
This is a messenger RNA of Musa acuminata AAA Group (dessert banana), 772 nucleotides long. RefSeq lists its product as uncharacterized. Gene Ontology annotation, biological process: tRNA modification. Gene Ontology annotation, molecular function: RNA binding. The transcript is spliced from 3 exons. The record is from RefSeq and is a predicted model, not a curated record. NCBI's taxonomy places the organism in Eukaryota, Viridiplantae, Streptophyta, Magnoliopsida, Zingiberales, Musaceae. Bases 146 to 757 code for a protein of 203 amino acids.